This is a messenger RNA of Mollisia scopiformis, 1037 nucleotides long. RefSeq lists its product as uncharacterized. NCBI's taxonomy places the organism in Eukaryota, Fungi, Ascomycota, Leotiomycetes, Helotiales, Mollisiaceae. Bases 68 to 709 code for a protein of 213 amino acids. The transcript has 4 exons. The record is from RefSeq and is a predicted model, not a curated record.
GACGAUCCCGCACACAAUAUUGUUUACGAGGCGAGAUAGCUGCAAGGUUUUGCACCCGUCGGUCAAGAUGCAAGAGGAUAAAUCUAAACAACACACCGACCCCUGCCCCAGAUUCGCCAUCAUAGCUAGAUGCCUCGAAUUACUCCUUCCGUUCCUCUGUAUCUGGAUAUGGACCUUGGAUCCGAAAGGCGCAUCGCGAAAGUUGCUCUGGUCGGAAGGCGCGUCGAGGCUCCUGAACUCCGACCCGUCAAAUGCCAUAUAUUUCUAUUCAAACCAGACCGAGACCCCUGAAGUUCCGUACAUCUGGUCCGAGAAAUUGGCUAACGCCAACGUUAUGGUCAUCAUGGGCACAAGUAUCAUUGUCGUCUUGAGAGCAGCGUUCCAUACAUCGAAUAGAUUCAACACCAAACGUAUCGAUCUGACUCUCAACAUCAUACUAUUGCCGCUUUGGAUUGCUUGCCUGGUUGGACAACAAUCUUCGGACUAUUCAGACCCGCAUCACCGAAGUCGCUUUCCUUGGUAUCUUGUCUCCAGCUGUUCUUCUGCCCAUUUAGGAGCUCGAAGCGCUUGUCGAAAUGCUCAACUCACAUUCGCUUUCACACUCUUGAUGGCGCUUCUUUACGGAACUUGGGUCAUGAAGACCAUUGUAUCCGAGAUUCGAGAUUUCAUCAACCGUCGCAGAUACCAACAGAUCAUAGAGCUUCCCUAAUGCGCAUUUGAUUGGCCAUUAGGAAUGUAUAAUGAUAAAAGACAAGAUAAAGCUUCCGAAAAACACGGUGCUUCACCUAUGUCAGGCUCUGGCUGAUUAUGUUCGACCGUGACGCAUAUGCCACCAAUGAUUGCGUGAUAACAUCCUCAAAAGGGUAAGGAACACAGAAUACUCAGCUGGACUAGAAACUAUUGCCAACUUCUGUCUCCUGGGCCAAAAAUUCCACGAACAUGUUGUUGGAUGAGGUCGGAGAAUUAAUUUUGACGUGGCCAGUGGCACAAGCCGAAAUUAGCUCAAACGAGCUCAAGUGAGCACAUUAGCAAACGCU